Molecule: messenger RNA, 2490 nt
Organism: Formica exsecta
Lineage: Eukaryota; Metazoa; Arthropoda; Insecta; Hymenoptera; Formicidae
Exons: 2
Coding region: 1-2490 (829 amino acids)
Source: RefSeq, a predicted model, not a curated record
AUGAAGAACGCCCAUCCCAUCGUCAGGGCGACGACUUCCAGUCCGGUCGAUCAGGAUUCCACGGGCCCCGGCAGCGAAUCGGCGGAGCCGAUCAUCCGACUGAAGCUACAGAAACCGCUGCACUGGGAGUGGGAGCUCACGACGUCCGCCGACGCGUUGCCUGUCAUCCAACUAUUGGACAAGAAUGGCCGGUUGCUGGUGGAAACCACCGGCCGAACGGCGCAGCGGGCCAGAGGUUCCUUCAAGAAGGGCCUAAAAACCCACGAACAAUUUCCAGUCGACGAGUCGUGUGCCAACUCGAUAGGCAAAGAGCAAACGUCCUCCACCACGUCGAUGUCUUCCACUGCCUCGCUCGUCACGACGCCGCUUCAGGUUAAUCGUAACAUCGACGGCUUCAGCACUAAAUUCGGUACGUGCAGCUUCGGCCCGCGAAAAUCCCGAAGCGACGUAGACAUUAAAGAAAGACGAAGCAAAAAGAGGCACUUGUCCGCCUUAGAAGACCCAACGAUGAAGACGAAGAUCGAAAGAAACGUAGAAGGUGUAGCGGCAGGAAACAAAAAAUACUCCGCCGGAGAUUACCUUCGACAGCAGAUCAUGAACGAUCUACGUACGCGUAAUACGAUCGGGAGAACUCCGGAGGAGAUAGCCAAGGACAGGUGUAAAAAAGUUAAAGCGUAUCUAAGAAGUCAGAGCGAGACCCUAUUGAGCUUGGUUCGCGAGGAAGAAUACGACGGAUAUGAGACGAAAGAUACUAGAAUCGGAUCGAGCGAGAAGAGUCCCGGAAGUCGUAGCUCGAACAAAAGCGACACACUCAACUCUGAAGAGAAGAAUCCGAAUGGAGAAAACAGAAAGGUGAAACCGUAUCUGCGAACUCGGAGCACCGUAAUUCCGACGGAGAAUUCGGCGAAAAAUAAUUUCAAACCGAACGAAGGGGAUAGAGCCAUUUGCAAGAUAAAAGACGACAUGAACGAGGAGGAGCUGACAAAGAUUAGAACGUUCUUACGCGAAAAGAUACAGCGGCGAAUGAAUAUGGAACAGGCGCGUUCGAGAUCAGCCGUUAAUGUCGACAUUCCGGAAACCGUCGAGAACGUCAGAAUCAGAAAAAGAUACUCGGACUAUAAUUACGAGAACGAUCGAAAAAACUACAGAACGCGAAAGGUGCGCAGUGAGACAAGCAUCCUGCGAUUUGAUCCCGAAAUCCUCGAAAAAGAGAAGUUGAAGUUGAAUAAGCAAAUAGAAAGGGAGAAAUCGACAAAUUGCAGAGAAUGGUCGGAAGAUUCCCAGCUUCAAAGAAAACCGCGUAAUUAUCGGCGAUCAAGGAGCGAGGUCUUGGUCGAAGCUUUGGAACUGAACAAUCGACCAAAAUCGCAAGUCAAAAGGGAAUCGUCGAGUUUGGAACGAAGGAAAUUCUACUGUAAAACCAAGAGCGACAUUUUGCAGGGGCAAGAGGAGACGGAGGCGAUGCCGGUGGUCAGCGUUGAGAAUCUCGCAAAUUCCCUGAGACGUAUAAAGAGCCAGGAAAAUGUGGAGAGAUCUUGGCGGGAAUAUAAAGAGCGGAAAAAAAGCGAGAGAUAUCGCCGAGAAUCGGAGAGAGAAUUACCCGAGGAGGACUUCAUGAGUAAACCGAGAUGGAAGGACCUGCAACGCGAUCUCUGCUCCUCGCGCAACUGCAAGAUUUGCCAAAACUUGAGAAACUGCGUUAAUCCACUUCACGAGAAAUCUCGUGAAGAGAGCGAAGAAUUGUUGACGGAGAAAAAAACAGCGAAAUUUCUCGACGAGACUUCGACAAACAGCAGCAGGCUCGGUACCAGUUUGCAGGAGAAUUAUUUGCUCUUCGAGAAGGAGAACGCGGACGGCUCCCAAUCACCGAUUAUCGCAGAAAUUCAAGUGAAAAAUUGCGACAAUAAUAUCGGCAGCGUGUCUGCAUUGAACAUCAAUUCUCCGAACUAUGAGCAUAACACGAAUCCUUCGAAAAGUGCCUUCAAGAAUUAUCGAGAGUUAUAUCCACGCUCGAAUGUGAAGAAAAGCGACACCUUCAAGAUCGUCGACGGAAGCGAGGAACUGAAGGAACACGUGAACGGUUCUGACAUGAAAAUAAAUGACGGCAACGGCUCCGACAGUGAUUUCGGCUAUCUGAACGGCGAAGGUUCGCUAGCGAACAAAUCGAACGAGGAUAUCACCAAGGACUACUUCAAGAGAGUUUACGAAUUGCUGAAGAAAAGGCAGGAGGAGAUGAGGAAAUCGGUGAAUGAAGCCCGCGAAUUUCCGGGCCACGAGGAUUCUUCAUCUUCAAAUUACGUCGAGGAAAUACAAAGAAAGAGGCAUCGGCGUAAGAAAAAGGACAAAAAUCUGCAAGAACAUAAUAAGAUGGAUCAGGGAAAGGAGACGACAAUGGAGAGACUAUGUGGACAGAAUGGAAAAAUGGAGGAUUGCCAAAUGGGUCAAAACACAGAUACCUCAAACAAGAAGACAACCAGGGAGAUUACCUAA